Molecule: messenger RNA, 982 nt
Organism: Hevea brasiliensis (rubber tree)
Lineage: Eukaryota; Viridiplantae; Streptophyta; Magnoliopsida; Malpighiales; Euphorbiaceae
Product: transport protein particle 20 kDa subunit
Exons: 6
Coding region: 150-557 (135 amino acids)
Biological process (GO): endoplasmic reticulum to Golgi vesicle-mediated transport
Cellular component (GO): nucleus; TRAPP complex; cytoplasm
Source: RefSeq, a predicted model, not a curated record
UAGGCCGAGGCCCAAGCCCAAAUUAGAACAAAUCUUCGGCUAACUGUCGAGAUUCGAAGGAGGAAGCCGAAUGAUCACCAUUAUCGUUCAAGUCGUUUUGGUGCAGACCGGAGACUUUGCAAGCAACGAAGGCAUCUGCAUUACAAGAGAUGGCAACCACAGCCUGUUUUAUCAUAGUGAGCAGGAACGAUAUCCCUAUAUAUGAAGCUGAAGUUGGAUCUGCCACUAAAAGAGAAGAUGCUGCUCAGCUGCAUCAAUUUGUAUUGCAUGCAGCUCUGGAUAUUGUUCAGGACCUGGCAUGGACCACUAGUGCCAUGUUCUUGAAAGCGAUUGACAACUUUAAUGAUCUGGCGGUAUCAGUUUAUGUUACAGCUGGUAAUACACGAUUUAUGCUACUUCACAAUCCUCACAAUGAUGAUGGAAUCAAGAGCUUUUUUCAGGAGGUUCAUGAGCUAUAUAUAAAGAUUCUUCUUAAUCCCCUCUACUUACCUGGUUCUCGCAUUACUUCAUCCCAUUUUGACACUAAAGUUCGCGCCCUUGCAAGAAAAUAUCUCUAGAUGCAGUUGAUAUGGGUGGAUAGUCUCCGAUCGGUGGAAAUGAAGCUAGAGAGGACCUGAAAUGCAGCCCCAGUUUUUGAUGAUUUGUAAAUCUUUUUAAUCAAUUCAAAGGCACCAAGUGAGUAUUAUUAUUGAGGAUGACAAAGAUGGGCGCAGUUUGCUUCUUGUAUAUCAGAUACAUUCAAUUGGGUGAAAGCAAGAAAGCACUAGCUUGAAAAAUUAGAAUUAAUGUGGAUUUCGUUCAUUGAUUGCUUUGCUAUCAACAAUGUGCAGGAAUUGUAGAGGGAUUGAGUGCUAUGAUGUGCCAAUAUUGUCUUUUCUUAUUAUGUGGGUAAAUGGAAAUGCAGCUUGGAUUCUUCUUAAGUAGAGACAUAAGAUGUAUGGUGCCACCUAUCUAUUGAAUACAUAAAUUUCAUUUGUUACUC